Messenger RNA from Magallana angulata, 2992 nucleotides. RefSeq lists its product as uncharacterized. The transcript is spliced from 14 exons. Lineage: Eukaryota; Metazoa; Mollusca; Bivalvia; Ostreida; Ostreidae. The coding region runs from base 34 to 2037 and encodes 667 amino acids. The record is from RefSeq and is a predicted model, not a curated record.
GCUUGUUUAUGCACGAUAGUAAAAAACGCUUCAAUGAGCAAGACAAAUUUUUACCUGCGAAGAAAAAUGGCGGUGUUGCAAACUGCCCGAGUGUUAUUGUUGUUUUUCCUACCUGUGAUGGUGUGGGGGUCGUGCAACAUCCCAGCCUACUUUCACGGUGACUGGUACAGUCGAGAAUCGGGUACAGACAUCAAAACUCUGGUCAAUGCCGACAAGUGGGACAGUAAUGAGGAUGAAACGCAGCUAGAGUGUGUGGACAUUUUCAUCCACUCCAACCCCGGGCUUCAGCAAGACGGAAACAAUGUGACUAUGCUUAUGGUCAAAACGGGAGGGACUAAUUUGAACACAUGCUACAUGUGUGUUGAUGUCUUGUGGAGAACUCCAAACAUUCUACAAUAUAGACAAGAGGACUGUAUAACAGCGCGGUCAGGGAGCCAGAUUUCGCUGAACGAUUCCUGUAAGUCAAUGAACCCUUGGUACGGGCUUCCCAGCAUUGAUGUCACUUUCACCAUGUUCAAACAAUCCCUAGAGAAGAUUAACUGUGUAACAACAUUUGAGGGGGUGUAUCAGUUUUCCUAUGAAGUGGAUACCGGUGGUGGAGGUAUCUGUAACCACCCAGACAGCCAGAUCAAAGCUUGCCAAGAACCUGGAUCUAAAUAUGUCGACAACGAGGUGUUUGUCAUGACGUAUCGGAAGUGCCUUGAUGUGUCGACGUCAAAAAAUGAACAGAUUCGGUACCAGUGUAUGGGUUCGUGGUUCGCGGUGAGGAGUGGAAUCGGCUACACCUAUGCUGCUGUUGCUGACACCGUGGAACAGGAUACCAGAGAAAAAUUCAAGUGCAUGAUGACAUUGAAGAACCAGAAAGAUGCCAACAAUCAGAUCCGAUGGGUCAUGUCUCGUUUCCCCGAUUGCACAAGUUUGAGUGGCGUUUACAGGGGUCCACUCAAAUUAGUUUUAACCAGAAUUGCUCCUCCCACCCAAUAUAUGAUUCCCCGAUGUAAUCUGCCGAGAGACAUUGCUGGGAAGUGGUUCACCCAGGGACCAGAGUUCAAGUCCAAUGUGGCUGUGAAUGAAACACACAUCCAUUUCAACACUGGGCUGAAUGAGUUUGAGUUUCAGGAUGCUUUUUACUCUUGCCAGCAAACUUUAGGAACUCGCUACUUGAUGACAAAAGUGUUGGUUGGAAAAUGUGAAGUGGACUUUGUGUGUAUGGAUAUCGUGCCAAGACAUCACAGCAUUGUCAGAUACCGCAUAGGUAAACCAGCUCGCCGUCUCUCGGACAAAGAAUUACAGGACGCCAAUUACCUGGAAACCGUGUUCCGUGACGCCUGCAGUUGGAUGUCCUUCACCUUCAACCGAGACAUCAUAGACUGGAAAUAUGAAGUGCUUAUUCAAAACCCCCCUACUCCCUACCCCUGUCCCGUGGGAGGCCGUUACAACUUUGUGCAGCAUGCUGAUAAGGAGAACGAGAAAUACCAGACCAGAAUCCGUGGCGUGACCCAGAAACCUCGAGUACAGGUGGACUGUCGUAUUGUGGUGUCGGAGAUGAAGUCCUGCAGUAACGAUCUGACCAAGAUCUUUGUGGACGCUGAAUACUGUGAAACUGUGGACUACAGAGGGAGACCUAUUGGAGAAUAUGAUGUAUCUGACCACGAGCUGACCUGUGUUGGCUUCUGGAUGGAGGACUACAAGUCGUACCUUGUCACAUGGGAUGAAGAGGACGCCAUUUCCAGCUUCAGAUGCUGGGUGUAUGAGCGAGCUAGCUGGACCACAUUACACAUGUCUCGAGCACAGAACGCCCGAUGUAACAAGAAACAGGAAGCUCUGGACUAUCAGAUGGCUGGCACGGGGCUGAUGCUGGAAAUGAUCGAGAAUGAAAGACUCUUUGAUAAUUGUCCGCAGCGCUUCGACUCCGGAGUGAAUCCUUACAAGCUGCCCAACACUAUCUGGGUGUUGAACACUGCUGCUGGAGUCAGGGUCGGCCAUUGGAUUUACUCGCUGACCUUGGCCGUGAUCUGUUUACUGGUGCUCAGAUAAUACUGGUACCCAUCGUUAUUAUGGAUGUAUGUGUGUGUCUACGGAGUAAUAUUAGUCCAAUGUUUAACCAAGUGAAUGUACCAGAAUGCGAACUUGUAUAACAGAUAUAUGGGGAGUGAAUGUUUGAGAAGUAUGUGUGUUUAAGUGUGUGAGAGAGUGUGCAAGCCAGUGCAUCAUAUUUAAUAAUACAUGUACAGUGUGUGUACGUAGAUCAGAUCCCAGCCAUUUUAUGUCCUAUAUGUAUUUGCAUAUCAUUUUUAAAUAUUUCUAAUCAGUAUGUAUAUAUGGAGAGUAAUGCUUAUGAUCAAUACGUUUUAGUGAAAUAAUGAAUUCAAAAGACAGGUCCAACUUUUAACAAUGUGGAAAUAAAACUUGUACAUUCCAUAUUUCUUUAUUCCAUUUUUACCAACUAACAUAUCGUAUUAACAUAUCAAGUUUAUUAGAGAAUUUGUACAUUUACAUCCUAGCAAUUCUUUGGUUGUGUAUCCCAUUAUCUGAUGGAGAUGUAUGUUUAUCAUUAGUGCCAUUUGUGAUGUGAUUUUUUGGGAUUCUUACACAAUAUUAUCUUGUACAUGUGCAGCAAAUUAUGUCUAUGAGAUAAGUAAAUUUUCUGAGAGACAUAAAACAUUCAAAAGGUUGUUACAACUGUAAUAUUACAACGGCAAUACUGUAAUAUUGUUGAGGGACCUUGUGGAACUGUUUGUGUGAGGCAAUGUCAGUUUAUAAACUUCAUUCCAUUAUUAUGAUUAUUAUUACGUGUGAUAUCCACAUUUUUGUACAUGUAUUUGUAAAUAGUCUUUGUCUAUUUUUACCUAAUUAUUCCCUGUAUGUAUAUUUUUGUACAUGUAUAUCAUUCCAUUAACAUUUAUUAAUACAUUGUAUGCAACUUUUUAGCAAGAAAUUCAGAUGAAGGAAUGUUUUAUAUGGUUUACAAAUAAAUUCCAACCAAAAAUUA